AUAUUUGAGUGUAGAUAACUUUUUUUUUCAUGCGAGAUCUGAAAUCGUUUAAUUAAAAAAUACUUAGAUUUCAUUUAAAUUUUAUUCUGCGGUUUCACGUUGGACGUGUAAUCAGCCGCAGAGCUAUUUGAAUGGCCUAUACCGACUUUUGUACGUGAAUAUUGCCGCAACAAUGUUGGGAAAUCUGAGGUCCGUCGUCCGGAACUUUGCAAAUAUUACUAUUGCUGCUGAAAGACAUUUGCAUCCAACAAUACGUUCUAUUUGUUCUUUAAAUCAAUCACCUUUGGGUUCGCCAACAUUACCUAUUUCUAUUAAACUGCCUACAAUACCAACAAAAAAAAUUAUAGACAAGCCGAGUCCUUGUAUUCCUUUAAGAAUCCCUCGACCAACAAUAUCCAUUCCAUUGACUGAUCCGUUGGUGAAUAAUGAUAAUGAAAUUCAAGCAGCUCGACUGAUAGUAAUUCGCCGUAAGAAAAUGAAGAAACAUAAAUUGAGAAAGUUAAGAAAGCGCAUGAAGUAUGUGUGGGCCAAAGUUCGACAAAAGAGAGAAAUGAGAAAAGAAAAAGCUUUUCAAGCUGAACUAAUGGGACAGGUAAAAGAAGCUGAAAAGUUUAGUGCUGCUAAUUAUGUGCAAGAAAAAUUGAAUAUUGUUAAUAUGACAAUAUUACCAAAUAGAUGGAGAGGAAAACGAUUACCCGAAUUUGUUAUAAAAGAUUUAAUAGCCAAAGCUCAAGCUAAGAAACAAGCAAAAAUUGAAGCUGUAGAACGAAGAAAAAAAUUUUUGGCUUCUUAUAAGCCUGAUAAAUUUUAAGAUUGUAAGCGAUUUAAUACAAAAUAAUAGUACAAUAAUAUUGUAAGUUUGGGUAUUUGUUUUUAAUUAUAAUUCAUAUCUAAUA
Aphis gossypii (cotton aphid) is the source of this 896-nucleotide messenger RNA. RefSeq lists its product as uncharacterized. Bases 173 to 811 code for a protein of 212 amino acids. NCBI's taxonomy places the organism in Eukaryota, Metazoa, Arthropoda, Insecta, Hemiptera, Aphididae. The record is from RefSeq and is a predicted model, not a curated record. The transcript has 3 exons.